AUGAAAUUUCAUAUAAAUGUUCUGGCUUUCUAUUUACUUUUGACUUUGUUGGCCACUGGAAAUCUGGCGGAGAUUCCAAAUCCACCUGUUAAUUUAAAUGUUGUGGAUGUUGGUCCUGGCUUUGUUAAACUAUCAUGGACACCAGUGCCGGGGGACAACAUAGAUUUCUACAAACUACAAUAUAGACAAAAGGAGGAUAUUAGCAGUAUAUUUUCGGAGAAGAGAAUGCGUGAACCCUCUCACAAGGUCCGCAGAUUGACACCGUUUACCAAUUAUGAAUUUCAAGUGAUUGCAGUUAAUUCUGUAGGUGAAAGUCGACCAACGAAUAUCGUAGAAAAAAGAACCAGUUCACUAGACAAAGGUGCAACGUAUGAAUUCCGUGUACAAGCUGUGAAUGAAAAUGGUGACGGACAUCGUGCUGUUAAAACCCUCGACAUCCCUGAUGGAGUACCUGCUGGAGCCCCUCAAAAUUUUACCGCAACGGGUGUUAGUGAAACAACUAUUCAUUUAAAAUGGGAGCUACCCGUCAAACAUCAGCAAAAUGGUGAAAUUGUCAUGUACCAGAUGAAAUAUCAUAAACUUGGUGAAAUCGAUGUGGACGAUUUAAAUUUGACGUCUACAGAAUUCACAAUCCGAGGACUAGAUUGGAACACCGACUAUGUGUUUCAGAUUAGAGCAUUUACCAAAAAAGGUGCUGGUCCUUGGAGCUCAACGUUGAUCUUCAAAAUAUAUGAAGGAAUAAUCCCUGCACCCCAACAGGUUGUGGUUCGUAGAACCAGUUGGAAGACCAUACAGGUCACAUGGAAUGAACCCGAAGUCCCUGUAUCUGGCUAUCGGGUCUCUUAUAACAAGUUUUACGUAGAGAAUUUUGAAAGCUGGCCGUCUUUUGACAUUGGUCCUUACACAGUGGCAGACAUUACAGGAUUGGAGAAACAGCCGUAUGCCAUCAGAGUGUCAGCUAAAUCAUUAGAUGGAAAGUUUGGAAAUGCUUCUGCUGCUGUUAUAGCAAAUGUACCUACAAGACUUGAAAGAGAUGACAUUGUGACAAUUUUCCGUGUGACACACAGAACAUCAACAACUAUUAACCUGGCAUGGGAGCCACCUAAACAGAUCGGUAUCAAUAACUACUUAUUGGAGAUUGUAGGAAUGAAGUUUCAACGUUUAAAAGGUCAGAUAAGUCCACAGAACUUGUCUCCAAUUUUACCAAUCAAUAUUCCUGGUCAGUCAACAACAUGGAUAGUACCUAAUCUAGUCCCCAAGGCUAGAUACAAGUUCAUCAUAACUUCAUUAUUUAGAAAUGGAAAAAAAGGACCAGAACAAUAUUUAAUGGCAGAAACCAGACUUGAAGCACCUAGAGAAGUUAAGAGACCAGAAAUAGAAAAGAUUGAGAAAGGGCAUAUAGUAUUCAGGCUAACUGCAGCAUCUGAGGUGAAUGGCAGAAUAAGUCAUUACUAUCUUAUUGUUGUUCCAAUACUUAACAGCACAAUCCUCAGAAGACCUCAGGAUUACCAGUUUGAUGAGUUUGAUGACUCACCACAUCCAUCUGUCUUUGCACGUAAACCUUACAUAGCUGCCAAGUUCUCCUCCCACCGACUGCCUUGGCUAUUUAUAUUAGGAGCUUGUGAUGAGUAUGAAGGAUUUACCAACCGACCUCUGAACAAGGACUGGCGCUAUAGAGUGUUCCUUAGAGCACAUACUGUAGAGCAGGACUUAUACACAACCAGUUACUACUCAGCACCGAUUUCUUUAGGUCCAUACAUACGUCAGUUACCUCGUCCUAUCGCACCCAGUCCAGGAGACACGGACACCGUAGACCAAGCAUCACCAAAUGUCCCCAAUUCCAAAAGCGUGAUGAUAAUUGUGAGUGUGGUCCCUGUCUGUGCAGGUGUCACUCUAAUCAUAAUUGGCUGCAUUCUGCUUAUUUGGUACAUGAGACGUAAAUCUCAUCGUAAGAGUAAAACCCCAGAGCAAAUUCCUGGUAAAGUGUGUGUAGACGUACCCCCUCGUCCUAGUGAUCUAGUAGAAUAA
This is a messenger RNA of Mytilus trossulus (common blue mussel), 2028 nucleotides long. Its product is annotated as tyrosine-protein phosphatase Lar-like. Gene Ontology annotation, molecular function: protein binding. The transcript has 10 exons. The coding region runs from base 1 to 2028 and encodes 675 amino acids. Gene Ontology annotation, biological process: cell-cell adhesion. The record is from RefSeq and is a predicted model, not a curated record. Lineage: Eukaryota; Metazoa; Mollusca; Bivalvia; Mytilida; Mytilidae.